AUGAACACUCAAACCUUCUAUUUCCUGCUACAAAAAUGUGGGAGCCUUGAGAAGCUGAAGCAAAUCCAUGGAAAGGCAGUAACUUUAGGAUUACUCUGCAGCAAACGCCAGCACUUGGCCUGCAAAUUACUCAACACCUACACCCAACUGGGCAGCCCAGUCGAUGCCCAGAAGGUUUUCAACCACAUUCAAAACCCAGAUAUAGUCUCAUGGACAUGUCUAAUUUCUCUCUAUUUGCACACUUCUCAGCCAUGCAAAGCCUUCUCUAUCUUCUCCCACUUGUUUCACAGUGGCCUCAGGCCUGAUAGCUUCUGUGUUGUCGGAGCUGUAUCUGCUUGCGGCCAUAGGAAAGAUCUGAGUAAUGGAAGAAUAGUUCAUGGGAUGGUUUUUAGAUUUGAGUUGGGUUCAGACCCCAUUGUGGGCAAUGCGUUGAUUGAUAUGUAUAGCAGAAGUGGUGCAAUUGAGGUGGCCUGUUCAGUGUUCAAGACCAUGGAAAUUAAGGAUGUGUCUUCUUGGACCAGUUUGCUUAAUGGGUUUAUCAAGUGCAAUGAUAUUGAGGCUGCUCGUCGAAUAUUCGAUGAAAUGCCGAUGAGGAACUCGGUUUCUUGGACUGCAAUGAUCACCGGGUACGUUCAGGGUGAGGUCCCGAUUCCAGGGUUGGAACUGUUUCAGGAAAUGAGAGCAGAAGGGAAGGAUUGGCCUACUGUGAUCACCAUAGUGGCUGUUCUUUCGGGUUGUGCUGAUAUUGGGGCAUUUGAUCUUGGAAGCUCUGUUCAUGGUUAUGUUAACAAAACCAAUCUAGAUUUGGAUGUCACUGUGAACAAUGCUCUGAUGGAUAUGUACGCAAAGAGUGGUGCCCUUGUGUUGGCUCUGAAGAUCUUCCAGGAGAUGCCUAAAAGGGAUGUGUUUUCAUGGACUACCAUGAUUUCUGGGCUUGCCCUUCAUGGGAAAGGGACGCAUGCACUUGAGGCUUUUUCAGACAUGUCAAAGUCAGGCGUUGUGCCUAAUGAGGUUACACUUUUGUCGGUUCUAUCAGCUUGUAGCCAUGCAGGACUGGUUGUCGAGGGCCGGAGCUUGUUCCAGAAGAUGGUUCAGUGCCAUGGAAUUAAGCCCAAGAUUCAGCACUAUGGGUGUAUGGUGGAUCUUCUUGGCCGAGCAGGGCUUUUGAGAGAAGCAAAAGAGUUAAUUGAGCAUAUGCCCAUUAAACCCGAUUCUGUGAUCUGGAGAUCGCUGCUUAGUGCUUGUUUAGUUCAUGGAAAUUUGGCAUUGGCUGAAAUGGCAGGGAAAAUGAUAAUUGAAUUAGAACCAGAUGAUGAUGGGGUGUAUAUACUUCUAUGGAAUAUCUAUUGUUCUGCAAGUAGGUGGGAGGAUGCACUGAAGGCAAGAAAGGCGAUGAGGGACCGAAGGGUUAAGAAAAAACCCGGAUGUAGUUGGGUUGAGGUGAAUGGUGUUGUUCAUGAAUUCCUUGCAGAAGACGCAGUUCAUUGCAUCCGUGCAGACGUUUAUACUGUUCUUGAAGCGAUCACAGAGCAGAUGAAGGAUUUGGACAAAUAA
Molecule: messenger RNA, 1554 nt
Organism: Vitis vinifera (wine grape)
Lineage: Eukaryota; Viridiplantae; Streptophyta; Magnoliopsida; Vitales; Vitaceae
Product: pentatricopeptide repeat-containing protein At2g29760, chloroplastic
Exons: 1
Coding region: 1-1554 (517 amino acids)
Biological process (GO): RNA modification
Molecular function (GO): RNA binding; protein binding
Source: RefSeq, a predicted model, not a curated record